AUUAUUAAUAGUGUAAACUUGCCAAUUAAAUUCAAUAUAUCUUUUAUAAAUUAUUAAAAUUAAUAAUUAUAAUAUUAAAAUAAAUUGAUGGUAGUGAUAACAAAUUCGAUUAUAAUUUAGUGAUAUUUUAUAUAAUUUUUUUUUUCAAUUUAAUUUAUAUAUUUAAUAAAAAAAAAACACAAAAUCAAAAUGAAUCGUUUUGUUAAAAUUUUAAAAACAACCGGAUGUUCAAUUUAUAAGCAAAAUAUUAAAAAUUUAAAUAACAAAAUUUCAUUUACUAGUAGUAAUUUUAAUAAUAUUUUAAUACGAUGUGCAUCAUCAGAUGGUCAAGGAUCAAGACAAACUGCGACAACAUUCGAGAAAAGAAAUUUUUUAUUGGAUAAACGUCAUCAAAUAUUUAAGGAACGUAAUCAAUUAAAAUAUGCAAGACGUAUUAUUAUUAAAUUGGGUAGUGCUGUUAUAACUCGAGAAGAUAAUAAUGGAUUAGCAUUGGGACGUUUAGCUUCAAUUGUUGAACAGGUAGCUGAAUGUCAUUUAGAAGGAAGAGAAGUUAUGAUGGUAACUAGUGGUGCUGUUGCUUUUGGAACACAAAAACUUACCCAAGAAUUAUUAAUGUCUCUUUCAAUGAGAGAAACAUUAUCACCUAAAGACCUUACAAGACAGGAUGCCGGAAUGUUAUUAGAACCAAGAGCUGCUGCUGCUGUAGGACAAUCAGGUUUAAUGUCAUUAUAUGAUGCUAUGUUUGCACAGUAUGGAGUUAAAAUUGCACAGGUUCUUGUCACAAAACCAGAUUUCUACAAUGAAGAAACACGAAAAAAUUUAUUCUGCACAUUAUCGGAACUUAUUAGUUUGAAUAUUGUUCCAAUUAUUAAUACAAAUGAUGCUGUAUCACCACCAAUGUUUAUUUUAGAUGAAGAUGUACCUGUUGGAACAUCGAAGAAGGGCAUCAAUAUAAAAGAUAAUGAUAGUUUAGCUGCAUUGCUGGCUGUCGAAGCACAAUCUGAUUUACUUAUUUUAAUGUCAGAUGUUGAUGGUAUUUAUAAUAAACCCCCAUGGGAAGAUGGAGCAAAAUUAAUGCAUACCUUUACAACAAAUGAUAUGAACUCAAUUCAAUAUGGAAAGAAAUCAAAGGUUGGAACUGGUGGUAUGGAUGCUAAAGUAAGAGCAGCAACAUGGGCAUUAGAUAGAGGUGUAAGUGUUGUGAUAUGUAAUGGAUUGCAAGAAAAAGCAAUUAAAACUAUAAUAAGUGGUAGAAAAGUUGGUACAUUCUUUACUGAAACAGUUGAAGGUUCCACAACACCAGUUGAAAUAUUGGCAGAAAAUGCUCGUGCUGGCAGUCGUUUGAUGCAAACAUUAACACCAGAAGAAAGAGCACUUGCCGUUACUAAUUUAGCUGAUUUAUUAAUAUCCAAACAAGAUUUCAUUUUAUCAGCAAACAAUCAGGAUAUUCAAGAAGCACAAAAAAGUGGACUAGCAAAACCAUUACUCGCUCGUCUAUCAUUAAGUCCAUCAAAAUUGAAGAAUCUUUCGAUUGGAUUAAAACAAAUUGCUGAUUCUAGUCAUAAUAAUGUAGGCAGAGUACUUCGUAGAAAAAAAAUAGCUGAAAAUUUACAACUUGAACAAAUUACAGUACCAAUUGGUGUUCUUUUAGUUAUUUUUGAGUCAAGGCCUGAUUCAUUGCCACAAGUUGCUGCUUUAGCAAUGGCAUCUGCAAAUGGUUUACUUUUAAAAGGUGGUAAAGAAGCUGCUCAUAGUAAUCGUGCUCUAAUGGAACUUGUUAAAGAAGCAUUAAGAUCAGUUGGAGCAACAAAUGCUGUUUCAUUGGUUUCAACAAGGGAAGAAAUUAGCGAUUUAUUGUCAAUGGAUGAUCAUAUAGAUUUAAUAAUACCAAGAGGAUCAUCUGAUUUAGUACGUAGUAUACAAAGUCAAUCAUUACAUAUACCAGUUUUGGGACAUGCUGAAGGUGUCUGUCACGUUUAUGUUGAUAAAGAUGCAGAUUUAAAGAAAGCAUUAAGAAUUAUUAGAGAUUCAAAAUGUGAUUAUCCAGCUGCUUGUAAUGCAAUGGAAACAUUACUAAUACAUGAACAAUUAUUAGAUAAUGGUUUCUUUAAUGAUGUUUGUAGUAUGCUUAAAAAUGAAGGUGUUAAAAUAUAUUCUGGACCAAAAUUAAGUAAAAAAUUAACAUUUGGGCCACCAUUAGCUAAAAAAUUGAAACAUGAAUAUGGUGCAUUAGAAUGUUGUAUUGAAGCUGUUGGUGAUUUAGAUGAAGCUAUCGAUCAUAUACAUGCAUAUGGUAGUGCACAUACUGAUGUUAUUGUAACUGAAAAUGAUGGUACAGCUAAAAAAUUCCAAAAUUCAGUUGAUAGUGCAUGCGUUUUCCAUAAUGCAAGUUCACGUUUUGCUGAUGGUUUCCGUUUUGGAUUAGGUGCUGAAGUUGGUAUAUCAACAGCAAGAAUACAUGCUAGAGGACCAGUUGGUGUUGAAGGUUUAUUAACAACAAAAUGGGUAUUAAAAGGAACAGAUCAUGUUGUUACAGAUUUUGCUGAUGGUGGUUCAAAACAUUAUUUACAUGAAUCAUUACCAAUUCAAUAGAAUGUAAUUAAUUAAUUAAUGUUUCUGUAAAGGAUAACAACACGAAAAAAAAAAACAAAAAUUAAAAAUAAGCUUUAUCUUUCUCCCCAUUAGUUAAAUGAAUAAAACUGUUGUUUCUUUUUUUUUUUGUAUUCCAUUUUCUAUUUUAAAUUUUAUUUUAUUUUAAUACUUUAUAAAAUACAUUUUGUAAAAAAAGCUAGAAAAAUGAAACCAAAUUCUAAAUAUAAAAUUUAUUAUAGAAUUAA
Molecule: messenger RNA, 2837 nt
Organism: Condylostylus longicornis
Lineage: Eukaryota; Metazoa; Arthropoda; Insecta; Diptera; Dolichopodidae
Gene: P5CS
Product: delta-1-pyrroline-5-carboxylate synthase
Exons: 13
Coding region: 190-2592 (800 amino acids)
Cellular component (GO): cytoplasm; mitochondrion
Molecular function (GO): ATP binding; glutamate 5-kinase activity; glutamate-5-semialdehyde dehydrogenase (NADP+) activity
Source: RefSeq, a predicted model, not a curated record